AUGAGUGGUGAUUGGCGUGCAAAUCGAUCCGAUGAUGAAGACGAUGAGUAUGAAGAAGCUUUCGCUGGCCGUGCGGGGGUCAUAUUGGCCGUGGACUGUGCCGGUUACAUGUUCGAACAGGAAGGUGACUCAGAAACCCGGUUUAUAGAAGUGCUCCACAUAAUCGAGGCCACGAUGCGCAACAAGGUGGUUGCCAACGAAACGGAUUUGGUUGGAGUAGUAUUUUAUAAUACCAAGAACAAUCCCGCACCGGAAAGCGAGGAUGAAGUGCAACCGGGUUUGGUUGCACCACGACAAUGUGCCAUCUACAUUCCGCUGGGCAGCACCUCAGCGGAAAUGAUUCGCAAAGUGCGUGGAAUGCGCGAAUCAAGCGAUUUGUGCGGGUUCGAUACCAAGUAUGGCCACUCGGAGGGUACCAGUCUGUCAAAUGUAUUGUGGCUCUGUUCACGAAUCUUUUCUCACUGUGGGUACAAGUUGUGUCAAUCGACAAUCAUACUGUUUACGAGCAAUGAUACACCGCACGAUAGUAGUAGCAAUGAGUAUCAGCAAGCAUUGGUAAAGGCACGUGAUUUGCAGCAGAAAGACAUUUUUGUAGACCUGGUACCCAUGAGCAGUAAGUUCAAUUGCGACAAAUUCUACAAAGAGUUCCUGUGCACCGUGCUGGCCGAAGAUAUGAACGAUUUCGAGCCGCCGGUGUAUGAAGCAUCAAAGGCUAGGCUUCUGCAUCGAUUGUUUGUUAAAAGCUAUAAAAAGCGAUCGAUGGCCCAUUUGAAGUGGCAUCUUUCGGAUGAUGUUGCCCUUGGAGUGAAUGUUUAUACGUUGAGAAGGAGCCCACGUUAUCCUAAAAAAGUACGACUGUUAAGAUCAACCAACGAAGUGAUCGUAUCGAAACGCGUUCACAUGACAAGCACCAUUUCCGAGGAUGGAGAACAGGAAACAACCAAAAUCAUCUUACCUGGUGAGCAAAGAAAAUCGAUCACGAUCGGUGGCGAAAAAGUAUCGUUUAAACCGGAUGAAGUGACUCAUAUGAAGCAGCUGCUACCACCCGGAAUACGUCUUUUGGGCUUUAAACCUGCGUCAGCGAUCGACCCAACCAAUCAAAUUCGCAGUAGCCUAUUUCUGUAUCCUAAUGAGGGCUAUAUUAACGGAUCGACUACACUGUUUCGAGCGCUGUAUGAAAAAUGUCUUGAGAAAAACCAGGUUGCCUUCUGUAUGCUUACUAUGCGACGAAAGCAACCAUCGAAGUUGGUUGCGCUGAUACCACAGCAGGAGCUUGCUCACGAUCCUAUGGGGGAGGCAGACAGACACUGUGGUUUUCGUGUUAAAUUUAUUCCUUUUGCUGGUGAUAUUCGAAAGUUGUCCAUGCUCGAGGAAGUCUCAACCCCGGAGGUGACAGAUGAGCAGACGGAUUUGUUUAAAAAGUUGGUUAAAAAGGUGAAGUUUAAAUUUCACCCGUCCCACUUUGAGGAUCCGUCGUCGCAAAAUCUGUACAUCAACAUCGAGUCGCUAAUGUUUGAUGUGGAAGAUGCAGAGCUUAUCGAUUCGACGCAACCAGAUCGUGAACGAAUCGAUUCGAAGCUGGAACCAAUGUUGACCGACAUGGAGCGUAUGUUUGGCAAGGACCCCGAAGAAGCACCAAAGCGACGUCGGAAUGAAGGAGCAGAUAAUGAUGGUGAACCCAGAACGAAAGGGGCACGAGUUGCACCAGUCAACGAUGAAGAACUGGUCGAAAUGGUGAAACAAGGCAAUAUGGCGAGUUUAACCGUGGCCGUACUUAAACAGUACCUUCAAAAACAAGGCGCUACUGGACUGUCCGGACUGACAAAAUCGGGUUUAGUUGAUAAAAUUCUCGCGAUGCAAGACGAUUGA
This is a messenger RNA of Anopheles marshallii, 1869 nucleotides long. It is a transcript of the gene Irbp, whose product is annotated as X-ray repair cross-complementing protein 6. The transcript is spliced from 8 exons. Gene Ontology annotation, molecular function: telomeric repeat DNA binding; damaged DNA binding; DNA helicase activity. The record is from RefSeq and is a predicted model, not a curated record. The coding region runs from base 1 to 1869 and encodes 622 amino acids. Gene Ontology annotation, biological process: double-strand break repair via nonhomologous end joining; cellular response to X-ray; cellular response to gamma radiation. Gene Ontology annotation, cellular component: Ku70:Ku80 complex; nucleus. NCBI's taxonomy places the organism in Eukaryota, Metazoa, Arthropoda, Insecta, Diptera, Culicidae.